UGAAUAACUUGAAGCCCCAAAAAGAACUGAAAAAACCCACUAUUUUUUGUUCUUCAAUGGAUUCAAUGGGAACCCUUUUAGAAGGAGAUUGGAGUUGUUUCAGUGGGAUGUAUACAACUGAUCAAGAAGCUGAUUUCAUGGCUCAAUUGCUGAGUAAUUGUCCUCAGCUCCCUGAUAUAGAUAUGAGCAAUUACUUGAGUGAUUCAAACCCAGUUUUUGUAACCAAUAAUAGCCCCAUUUCAAUGGAUUUUUGUAUGGAAGAUGGGACCAAAACUAGUUUUUUUCUGGUUGAACCUGAUGAUUGUUUGGACCCAGAAAUGGGCAAGAAUGGCAAUGUUGAAAAAGAACCGAAGCCUGAACCUGAGAAGAAAAGUAGUAACAAGAGAUCUCGAAAUUCAGGAGAUGUUCAUGUUCAAAAGAGUAAGCGAAACGGAAGGUCUAAGAAGAACCAGACCAUUGCGGCCAAUGAUGAUGAAGACGGUAAUGGCGGUCUCAACGGGCAAAGCUGGGCCAGUUGCUCGUCGGAGGACGACUCGAAUGGUGGUGCGAGCUCAGGCUCAAAGGGAGAAACAACACUGAAUUUGAAUGGCAAAACAAGAGCCAGUAGGGGUGCAGCCACUGAUCCACAAAGUCUUUAUGCAAGGAAAAGAAGGGAAAGGAUUAAUGAAAGAUUGAGGAUUUUACAGAAUCUUGUCCCUAAUGGAACAAAGGUUGAUAUUAGUACAAUGCUUGAAGAAGCUGUUCAAUAUGUAAAGUUUUUGCAGCUACAAAUUAAGCUGUUGAGUUCCGAUGAUCUUUGGAUGUAUGCACCUAUUGCUUACAACGGAAUGGAUAUCGGAAUCGAUCUCAAGAGGACGUAGAAGAUACCGCCGCUGGAGACCAUUUCUGGUGAAAACAUAUAGGCUAUCUUGCAAAUUUUUAUAAAUUGAAAUAAGUUCAGUUGCCAUUUUGUAAUGAAUUUAUUUCUUGAUUUGUAAUCA
Messenger RNA from Gossypium raimondii (Peruvian cotton), 980 nucleotides. Its product is annotated as transcription factor bHLH84. Lineage: Eukaryota; Viridiplantae; Streptophyta; Magnoliopsida; Malvales; Malvaceae. The transcript has 4 exons. The record is from RefSeq and is a predicted model, not a curated record. The coding region runs from base 57 to 860 and encodes 267 amino acids. Gene Ontology annotation, molecular function: protein dimerization activity; RNA polymerase II cis-regulatory region sequence-specific DNA binding; DNA-binding transcription factor activity, RNA polymerase II-specific. Gene Ontology annotation, biological process: regulation of transcription by RNA polymerase II. Gene Ontology annotation, cellular component: nucleus.